GAAAAAUAUAGUUGUAGUAAUACAUGGAUCGAGCUGAAACUGGCAAUGCAUCGAUUGCCAGGAUUUUCUGCUUAUAAGAAGCGGGUCGACUCUAAGAAAAAACGUGCUGUUUCCUCCGUUAAUUCUAAGCCGAGGCUGGAGCGAUUGAAUGCACGGAAGCAUAUUGAUUACGAACCGUCUAUGAUUGAGUUUAGUAAGGAUAAUAAGAGUUUUCGAAUCGAAGGAAAAGGAGAUGUUGAGUUCCUUGAAUUUUUCGAGAAGUUAGGGUUUUCGGGUCCUGAUGAUUUUGCUAUACCUGCUGAUGAAUGGGAUGCUAUGAUUGUUCGUUCCUCGACGGAUAAUAAUCAUGUUGUUGAUGUUGCUAGUAACGUUAGCAGGGCAAUUGAUCUAGGUAAUAACAAAAGUAAGGAUAAUAUUCUUGGAUAUUAUGAUGAUAGUUGUAAAGCUAGUGAUGUAAUUCAGUCAGUUAAGUUAAAUGAUGAUAUUAGUGAUGUGUGUGAAACCAAUAGUAGAAUGAAUGGAGUUGUUUUAAAUGGAAAUGAACCUGUAAGUUUACUUGGAUGUGGUGGUGGUGGAGGGAUUAGGGGUUUAAGGCCGCCGCCUUUUCUGGCUCCUCCACCGGUCAUGUCACUGCCAAUAGUUGAUGAUUCAUGCUCUACUUGGGAUAUAUGUAAGGCAUUUGGCCCAGAAGAUCAUAGGGAAUCAGGGCUUUGUAGAUCUGAGGUUGUUAACGGUCAUGACGUAUGUAUUAAGAAUGAGGAGGAUGAGGAGGAGGAGAAUAGUACUAGGAGGAGAAUAAGAGAGUUUAGCUUGCUUUCAGUAUCGAGUUCUUUCACCAAUACUUCGAACGAUGAUGACUCUUCCAGCAGCACGACAGAGCGUACGUCUAUCAUCUCACCGAAUGGGAGAUUCACGCGCUUCAUUACAGGAUGGGAAAAGGGUGAUCUCCUAGGACGUGGAUCAUUUGGAUCCGUUUAUGAAGGAAUUUCAGAUGAUGGUUUCUUUUUUGCUGUGAAGGAAGUGUCAUUACUUGAUCAAGGUGAUGGGGGAAGGCAAUGUCUAUCUCAACUCGAACAGGAGAUUGAACUUCUAAGUCGGUUCGAACACGAGAACAUAGUCCGAUAUUAUGGAACCGACAAGAAUGAUUCAAAAUUGUACAUCUUUCUUGAGCUGGUCCCACAAGGAUCUCUGUUGAAUCUUUACCAGAAGUAUCACCUUCGAGAUUCACAAGUAUCCGCCUACACAAGGCAGAUUUUACAUGGUUUGAAGUAUUUGCAUGACCAAAAUGUGGUUCACAGAGAUAUUAAAUGCGCUAAUAUAUUGGUGGAUACUAAUGGAUCAGUCAAGCUUGCUGAUUUUGGCGUUGCAAAGGCUACUAAGUUGAAUGAUGUCAAGUCUUUCAAGGGUACUGCACUCUGGAUGGCUCCUGAGGUUGUGAACAGGAAGAACCAAGGUUAUGGACUUCCAGCUGAUAUAUGGAGCCUUGGCUGUACUGUCCUAGAGAUGCUUACUCGCAAGUUUCCUUACUCCCACUUAGAUAAUCCAAUGCAGGUACUGUUUAGGAUUGGAAAGGGGGAACCUCCAGCUGUCCCUAAUACCCUUUCGAUAGAUGCACGAGAUUUUAUUAACCAGUGUCUGCAAGUGGAUCCUAGUGCUCGUCCAACUGCUUCUCAGCUCUUGGAGCAUCCGUUUGUAAAACGAAUACUUCCCUCUUCCUCAGGCUCAGCUUCUCCUCUCAAUCUAGGCAGGAGAUUUUGAAACCUUGUUAUCGGUUCUUCCCAUUGGAUCCUCAAAAUUUUGGUGAAAGUAAUCUGCACGCGCUCCCAGAACCUGUAUUUGAACUCCGAGUUCAGCUAUUUGUUGUUUUGAAACCACGUUGAGAGCUGUUUGCAGUUGUGGUCAAUGCCUUUGCUGCAGUGUAAUUUUGAGCCCCCACCCCCCUCAUUCUUUCUGCCUUCCAGACGUCUUUCUUCCACCCCACUAUGGGAGGAAAGAAGAGGUCAGGUGUUGUGGUGUAUAUGCUGUUCAAUUCAUAGUUGAGUGCUUGAGCCGGUAUGGGAUGUAAAGAUAGAUGACCCAUUUGAAAUGUAUAUAUCACGAGAAGAGGCCCAGUUGUUGCUUUCUUCCUCUCUUUCUUGUUUC
This is a messenger RNA of Lycium ferocissimum, 2142 nucleotides long. Its product is annotated as mitogen-activated protein kinase kinase kinase 1-like. NCBI's taxonomy places the organism in Eukaryota, Viridiplantae, Streptophyta, Magnoliopsida, Solanales, Solanaceae. The coding region runs from base 46 to 1758 and encodes 570 amino acids. The transcript is spliced from 9 exons. Gene Ontology annotation, biological process: protein phosphorylation. The record is from RefSeq and is a predicted model, not a curated record. Gene Ontology annotation, molecular function: ATP binding; protein kinase activity.